AUGAGAGCUACUCUAAUCAGGACCGGUUCGUCACCGGUUAACGGUUCACCGAAGGGCUCUUUCUCCGGCUCAGGCGAGGAUUUCGUUUACUCGUUAGUGUUCUCCGGAAAAAAUAAGAAGUCGUCACUGUCAUCGUCGCCGCCACUGCAUUUGGAGAUCAAGGACAAGAGGACUAUCCGGCGUGCGAUGUUGGAGGCUGACUGUCGGAUCUUGCUCUUUCCGGCUAAUAUUCUGGAGGAGGAGGAUGAGGAGGAAGAGAUCUGCUAUGGUGUUGUGGAUCACUGUGGAAUGUCAUGGAACGUAUUUGUGACGGAAAAAUCUAACUUCGUCGAUGGCAAAGGAAUGAAGGUCGGCGGCGCCAGAGGUAGUACUGAUCAGAAGAAAAUCAGUGAUUAUUAUAAAAUUAUUUUGAAAUCUAACCCUGGAGAUCCACUUUUGUUAAGGAAUUACGAUCAACACUUACAUCAGGUAGAGAAAGAUGCAGUGAGAGUUGAAGAGUACUAUGGAAGAGCAAUUUAG
Messenger RNA from Macadamia integrifolia, 519 nucleotides. RefSeq lists its product as uncharacterized. The coding region runs from base 1 to 519 and encodes 172 amino acids. The record is from RefSeq and is a predicted model, not a curated record. Lineage: Eukaryota; Viridiplantae; Streptophyta; Magnoliopsida; Proteales; Proteaceae. The transcript is spliced from 3 exons.